Molecule: messenger RNA, 537 nt
Organism: Lipotes vexillifer (Yangtze River dolphin)
Lineage: Eukaryota; Metazoa; Chordata; Mammalia; Artiodactyla; Lipotidae
Gene: CMTM6
Product: CKLF like MARVEL transmembrane domain containing 6
Exons: 4
Coding region: 1-537 (178 amino acids)
Cellular component (GO): membrane
Source: RefSeq, a predicted model, not a curated record
AUGGAGAACGGAGCGGUCUACAGAUCCACCACCGAGGCGCACCCGGGCCCCGCCAGAGGCGCCCGGAGCGGCCUCGUCGCCUCCUUCACCCUGCGCCGGCUCAAGAAGGCCCAGCUAAUCAUCAAACUCCUUCACCUGGUGCUGUCUCUGUUGGCCUUUAUCUGUGAGGAAGUUGUGUCACAAUGUACCUUGUGUGGAGGCCUUUACUUUUUCGAAUUUGUAAGCUGCAGUGCCUUUCUGCUGAGUCUCCUUAUGCUGAUUGUGUACUGCACUCCAGUUUAUGAAAAAGUUGAUCUCGCAAAAGUCAAGUCAUCGGAUUUUUAUAUUACUGUGGGAACAGGAUUGGUGUUUUUGGUGGCAUCCAUCUUUUUCGCUUUGACACAUGACAGUACCCCAGCUGAACUUGCUGCAAUUGUGUUUGGAUUUCUAGCAAGUUUUGUGUUCCUGUCUGACUUUUUCUUUAUGGUCUAUGAAAAACGUAAGGAGCCCCGGCCAAGAAAACCUGAGGCUACUGUUAGUGAACCACUUAACGCUUAG